This is a messenger RNA of Lates calcarifer (barramundi perch), 1955 nucleotides long. RefSeq names its product acidic leucine-rich nuclear phosphoprotein 32 family member E. Bases 139 to 942 code for a protein of 267 amino acids. Gene Ontology annotation, molecular function: histone binding; phosphatase inhibitor activity. Gene Ontology annotation, cellular component: nucleus. Gene Ontology annotation, biological process: regulation of apoptotic process. The transcript has 7 exons. The record is from RefSeq and is a predicted model, not a curated record. NCBI's taxonomy places the organism in Eukaryota, Metazoa, Chordata, Actinopteri, Centropomidae.
CCCGGUCAGACCUGGUCUGUGAGAGCCGGAUUCACCGGGAGGAGCCAGAGGUAACGAUACAGAACAUCCCGGAGAGUCUAACGGAAAUCUGUCGCGUCCACAUGAAAACGGACGUUUUCACGGCAGCGGUUUGGUUUAAUGAAGCGGAAUUUAUCCGCAGCGUUUCCCUCCAUUCACUCACAUACGACCCGGCACAGCCGGGGGUCGGUAACCGGACCCGGUCCUGAACUGCAGGUGGCGGAGCUGGUGGUGGAUAACUGUCGCUCCGGGGACGGGGAGGUGGAGGGUCUGACGGACGAGUACACGGAGCUGGAGAUCCUCAGCAUGGUGAACGUCGGCCUCAGCUCGCUCUCCAAACUGCCCUCUCUGCCCAAACUACGCAAGCUGGAGGUCAGUGACAACACCAUCUCUGGAGGUCUGGACUCUCUGGCUGAGAAGUGUCCCAACCUGAGCUACCUGAACCUGAGCGGCAACAAGAUCAAAGAGCUCAGCUCCAUCCAGGCUCUGCAGAACCUGAAGAACCUGAAGAGUCUGGACCUGUACAGCUGUGAGGUGACCGCGCUGGACGACUACAGAGAGAGUGUGUUUGAGCUCCUGCCUCAGCUCACGUACCUGGACGGAUACGACCAGCAAGACAACGAGGUCCCCGACUCCGAGGCCGACAAUGAUGACGAGGACGAGGCCGGUCCACCUGGAGACGACGACGACGAAGACGAGGAGGAGGACGAUGAGGAAGGCUCUGAGGGAGAGGAUGACGAGGUGGGACUGUCGUACCUGAUGAAGGAGGGGAUCCAGGAUGAGGAGGACGAUGGAGACUAUGUUGAAGAGGAGGAGGAGGACGAGGAGGAGGAGGAAGAUGGAGAUGAGGACGGUGCAGGUGUUCGGGGGGAGAAGAGGAAGAGAGAUGCUGAGGACGAAGGUGACGAUGAUGACGAUGAAUAAAACACCUUCACAUUGUAACACCUGACCCCCCCUCCCCUCCCCUCAUCGUUCUCCAGUGACCUCUGACCCCGCUGGGCGAGGCCUCAGAGCCGCAGACAGACAGGAAUAGACCACACGAGUCCAGGUCUGAACUUUGACCUCAGUCAAUCAGAAAUCAGUCACUUUCCCUUGUGAUCAGUUUAUUAGGAACACCUGUUCACUGCGUCAUCAGAGGCUCAGUCUGACUGAACACCACCACAGGUGUACCUGUCUACCUGAGCUGGGUCACAGGUGUUCCUAAUAAAGUGAGCACUGUUUAUUCUAAUGUUAAACACCAGGUAAAUAAAACUACACCUGCAGGCUCCGCCGCCUCACCUGGACCCAACACCAGGUGAGAACAGGGUCUGAUCCAGACCUGAUCAGACCUGAUCAGACCUCUGUGAUCGUCUCUUCUCCUCUGGAGGUUAUUGAUCUGUCAGGUUAUUGAUCAUCUGUUAGAUGUGAUCCUGGAUCAGGUCUCUGCAGUGUUGUCUGGAUCUGGACUGAUCCUGGUCACCGAGGUCUGAUCUCUGUCAGGCGGAUCAGUGAAACAUCAUCGAUCAAUAACAGAAGAUCUGAGUCAGGAACCUGUAAUCAGGUCUGGAUUUCAUCUGUCCAGGUCCAGGUCUGUUGUCUUCCUUCAUCUCUCCUCAAUCAGGACUUUGGUCUCCUUCAGUUCCCAUGAUUCUCAGCAGCUGUUACCGUGGAGACGACUCCUCAGAGAUGUGACAUCAGCAGCUCUCUGAUUGGACACUGACUGUUACUACGUUAAAACCCCCCCGUCACCUGUCACCUGUGGGUCUGCAGCUCGGCUCAGUCCAACUCCUUCUGGUCUCUGUGGGUCCUGGUCUCUGUGGGUCCUGGUGUGUAAAUAGAAGCGGUCUGUGUGGGUCUGUGGUCUGUGGACUCUGUUCCUCUCAGUGGAUUUUAUUUUUUUAUUCGUGUCGUCGUUUCUCUGUAACCGAGUGUUUUUCAAUAAAAACAACUGAAUUCUC